CACUUCCCCCCGGCGUCCGCUCCGCGUACGGGACGCGGCGUGAUUUAAAUCCCGUUAAUAUCUUUCGUAGGUCUAACCGAGGGGUUAACGACCUGUAUAGAGGGGAUCCAAGGUAAGUUUUAACAACAGUCGCGGAGAUUGUUUUGAAAAAAAAAGUUUUUUUUAUCGUCGGCUAAUCCAUCCCUGCUAACGGUAAACGGCUAGCAACACAGCUGUCGUUGGUAGCGGUGGUUUGCGCGUCGGCGGUGUCUGGGAUACUCUGUUGCGCAGUUAGUUGACGUGAUAGUAACCUAUUGUUCUGGAACCCUCGGUUACAUUACGCUACAUAACGCUCACCCGGUAGCCUGCAACUAUACAGAAGCGGAUCACGGUUAAAACAUUAUCGGUCGAUCCAACAAGUUUCCUCAGGAGCCUUCCGUUUGGAUAUCUUACGUGAGACUGAGUUACUUGUUCCUUCUCGACCGAAUAAGUGACAGCUGAAUGCCUGUGCCAGCAAUAUGGCACGAUUAACGCAAACGGACCACCAUUCCAGCAUACCUGCAUCAGAUUUCGUUACAUGUAUGCGUGGGAUAUCAGUCAAACAGCAACAUACGAUGUCAAGAAGAAGCCAUAACAUAGACUGUGAGCGUCACAGCGCAGUGUACGGUAUCAGUUCUUUCCGUUAUCACUACCCUGUAUUAUCACCGUGACAGAGUAUAUUAUCACUUCUUUCCGGUGUAUAUUGCGACACUGGGGUAUCACUGUAACAGUACGGUGUAUGUUAUUACUUCUUUUUUACACGGUUUGCUGUUAUGUCAUUCUGACCAUGCCACUUUUCAUGGUAACCAGCAGUUGUAAAUUGUAACGUUUGUUUCAUUCUUGUUUCAUCACCGUGACGGGGAGUAUAGUCUUACUUAUUUCCGGUGUAUAUUACAACACUGGAGCGUCACUGUAACGGUACAGUGCAUGUUAUUUCUUCUUUUUGACAUGUUUGCUGUUGUAGAUAUGUAAUUCCCGACACUUUUUAUGGUAAACGUCUGUUGUAAUUUGUAACUUUUGUUUCAUCACCAUGACAGAGCAUAUUCUUACUUAUUUCCGGUGUAUAUUACAACACUGGAGUGUCACUAACAGUACAGUGAUUGUUAUUGCUUCUUUUUUUACAUGUUUUGCUGUCGUAGUUAUGUCAUUCUGACCAUGUCACUUUCUAUGGUAACCAUCAGUUGUAAUUUGUAAUUUUUUUUCAUUCUUGUUUCAUCACCGUGACAGAGUAUGUUAUUACUUAUUUCUGGUGUAUAUUAUGACGCUGGAGUGUCACUGUAACAGUACAGUGUCUGUUAUUACUUCUUUUUGACACAUUUUGCUGUCGUAGUUAUGUAAUUGACCAUACCACUUUUUAUGGUAACUGUCAGUUGUAAUUUGUAACUUUUGUUUCAUAUUUGUUUCAUAUUGUCUGUUGAACCUUAAACACUUUAUUAGGAUCAAGUCAACAGCUGACUUGCAUGAGGCACAAGUCUGAGGAGCAUUUCCACUACAAUUCGUCAUAUCUCUGCAGUGCAGCAGCCUGGCCAGGGAGAGAUUCUUGCCCUUCUGGGAACUCUAGGCACAAACGGGCAGAAUGUCUGAGAAGAACCCAAGGAUUGCCAUUGUCAACCGUGACAAGUGCAAGCCAAACAAAUGCCGUCAAGAGUGCAAGAAUAACUGCCCAGUGGUUAGAAUGGGUGGGAGAUCUUAUCCCUAAGAUGAGAGUUAUAUAUUUUUUCAGUGUUUCCCUUUCUUUGUUUCAUACCUUUUUUGUCUGUCGUCUGUGGCUGUUACAUCUAGGUAAACUAUGCAUAGAGGUCACAUCUGUAAGCAAAAUUGCCUGGAUAUCUGAAUCACUCUGUAUUGGAUCUGGAAUCUGUACUAAGGUAUGUCCAUUUGGGGCCUUGUCCAUUAUCAACUUGCCAAGCAAUCUUGAUAAAGACACCACUCACAGAUACUGUGCCAAUGCAUUUAAAUUGCAUAGAUUACCAAUUCCUAGACCUGGAAAGGUAUUGGGACUGGUGGGUACCAAUGGAAUUGGGAAAUCCACAGCACUGAAGAUUCUAGCUGGAAAACUAAAACCCAAUCUGGGAGAGCAUAAUGAUCCCCCGGACUGGCAAGAGAUUCUCACUAAUUUCCGUGGUUCAGAGCUCCAGAACUACUUCACCAAGAUCUUGGAGAAUGACUUUAAGGCUGUUGUCAAGCCUCAGUAUGUAGACCAGAUUCCCAAAACUGUCAAGGGAAGUGUGGGUGCCAUUCUAAGUAGGAAAGAUGACACCAAAACACAGGAUGUGGUCUGUGAGCAGCUCGAUCUGACUCAUCUCAGGGACAGAAAAGUGGAGGAGCUAUCGGGAGGGGAGCUGCAGCGCUUUGCUUGUGCUGUUGUCUGCAUCCAGAAGGCUGACAUCUUCAUGUUUGAUGAACCAUCUAGCUAUCUGGAUGUGAAGCAACGUUUAAAGGCUGCCCACGCCAUCCGCUCUCUCAUCACCCCAGACAGAUACAUCAUAGUGGUGGAGCAUGACCUAAGUGUGCUGGACUACCUAUCUGACUUUAUCUGCUGUCUAUAUGGGGUGCCCGGUGCAUACGGAGUGGUAACCAUGCCUUUCAGUGUUAGAGAAGGCAUCAACAUUUUCCUGGAUGGUUAUGUGCCCACAGAGAACUUGCGCUUCAGAGAGACAUCGCUGACAUUCAAGGUGGCUGAAACUGCCAAUGAAGAGGAGGUCAAAAAGAUGUGCCGCUACCAGUACCCAAACAUGAAGAAAACUAUGGGCGACUUCACUCUACAGAUUGUUGGGGGAGAGUUCACUGACUCUGAAAUCAUGGUCAUGCUGGGAGAGAAUGGGACAGGUAAAACGACCUUCAUCAGAAUGCUGGCUGGGCGUCUGCAACCGGAUGAAGGAGGUGACAUGCCAGUCCUCAGCGUCAGCUACAAGCCACAGAAAAUCAGCCCUAAAUUCAAAGGCAGUGUGAGGGCCUUGCUCCAUGACAAGAUCCGCAACGCAUACACACACCCCCAGUUUGUGACAGAUGUCAUGAAACCCAUGCAUAUUGACAGCAUUAUUGACCAAGAUGUCCAGAACCUUUCAGGAGGUGAAUUGCAGAGGGUAGCCCUGGCCCUCUGUCUGGGUAAGCCAGCUGACGUCUACUUGAUAGAUGAGCCUUCUGCCUACCUGGACUCUGAGCAGCGUCUCGUUGCUGCUAGGCUCAUCAAACGCUUUAUCCUCCAUGCUAAGAAGACCGCCUUUGUUGUGGAGCACGACUUCAUCAUGGCCACCUACUUGGCAGACCGUGUAAUCGUGUUUGAUGGUGUUCCAUCCAGCAGCACCACUGCUAACACGCCACAGACCUUACUCGCAGGGAUGAACAAGUUCUUAUCACAGCUGGAGAUCACGUUCAGGAGGGACCCCAACAACUUCCGACCAAGAAUAAACAAGAUGAAUUCUUUAAAGGAUGUGGAACAGAAGAAGAGUGGCAACUACCUCUUCCUGGAUAGCUAAUGACCCCUUCCCUCCAUGACAGUCAACUCCCCCACUGUUGUCCAACGCAUCAUCUGCUGUGGAGGCAGAAGGUGUCUUUGAAGACCACUCAACACAGGGUCCAAGGGUUACAGAAAGGCUUUUCACUCCGCUUCUCAGGGGCCUUGUCUCAAUGGAUGCAAGAAAUCGAGCACAGCUUUGGCACAUACACACAAUCCAUCUUAAUUUACUGUUCUCUUAACUGAGAUAAUCAGGUCAGGUUAGCGUUGAAUUGUUGACCCUGGGGUAUAGGCAGAGUUUGACAUUUG
This is a messenger RNA of Lampris incognitus (smalleye Pacific opah), 3784 nucleotides long. RefSeq names its product ATP-binding cassette sub-family E member 1-like. The record is from RefSeq and is a predicted model, not a curated record. Gene Ontology annotation, biological process: ribosomal subunit export from nucleus; translational initiation; translational termination. Bases 1479 to 3497 code for a protein of 672 amino acids. NCBI's taxonomy places the organism in Eukaryota, Metazoa, Chordata, Actinopteri, Lampriformes, Lampridae. Gene Ontology annotation, molecular function: iron ion binding; ATP binding; ribosomal small subunit binding. The transcript is spliced from 16 exons.